This is a messenger RNA of Bipolaris sorokiniana ND90Pr, 1966 nucleotides long. RefSeq lists its product as uncharacterized. The coding region runs from base 123 to 1682 and encodes 519 amino acids. The transcript has 3 exons. Gene Ontology annotation, biological process: fructose 2,6-bisphosphate metabolic process; fructose metabolic process. Lineage: Eukaryota; Fungi; Ascomycota; Dothideomycetes; Pleosporales; Pleosporaceae. Gene Ontology annotation, cellular component: cytosol. The record is from RefSeq and is a predicted model, not a curated record. Gene Ontology annotation, molecular function: ATP binding; fructose-2,6-bisphosphate 2-phosphatase activity; 6-phosphofructo-2-kinase activity.
UCUUGAAGCAUCCAUACCUUACUCACAUUGCUUAACGAGUGGCUGUUUCCCUUUUAUCUCACAAUCCGCAGUCUUCUCCUUGCUUCAAUUCUUCUCUCUGUAGACUUUACCUAUUUGCAACUAUGGACACCUUACUCACCGCUGAGAUAUACGCAAACUCACCCCGCUUCCGGCGGCGGUCGAGUACAGCCGUCGAUGCAAUCCACGACCUGCCUGCCAGGGAAGAAAUGGCGCCUGCCCAACUCUAUAGCACAGAAUCGGGCCGCCUCUUCCAUUCAGGCAGGAUAGUCAUCGCCACCUGCGGACUUCCGGCUCGAGGAAAGACGCACACCUCUGUUGCUCUGGCCCGCUACCUGCGCUGGCUCGGGGUCAAGACUCACGUGUUUCAUCUUGGCGACUACCGUCGCGCUACGCUAAGUCCCGGCAUGGAUGUGCCUGAAGACUACUUCUUCCUCAACGCAGCACCACAGUCCGUCUUGCUUCGCAACAAGAUUUUGAAAAAAUGCCGCGACGACAUCUAUCACUUUCUGGAGAACGACAAAGGUCAAGUGGCCAUUUACGAUGCCGUCAACGCCAUUAGCCAGGGCCGUCGGUCGUUAGCCAAGGAGUUUGCAAAGAAUGGGAUCCAAACAAUCUUCAUCGAAUCACACUGCACAGACGAACGUAUCAUCCAGGAAAACGUGCGUCGCGUUAAGAUUUCCUCACCAGAUUACAAGGGUUGGAAGGACGAGGAUGCAGUUCAAGACUACCUGGCACGUAUCAAUGCACGGAUACCUCAUUUCGAGACUAUGGAGGAGACCGACCUACAUUGGAUCAAGAUGAUCAAUGCCGGCGAGCGGGUUGUUGUAAACAACUGCGCAUUUGGAUACCUCUCACAGCGUAUUGUCUUUUACCUGCUCAAUCUCCACAUCAAGUCACGGCAAACAUACUUUGCACGUGCCGGAACGACACGAGAGGAGGAUUCAUACAAAGCCGAUGCCAAUCUCUCACCAGAAGGCCACGAAUACGCAAGAAAGAUGAGCGAAGUGUUGUUGAAGUACCGUGAAGAAGAAAAGCAGAAGUUAAUCGAGUCUGGAGCGACAGAUGCGUCUCUGAAACCACUGACCAUCUGGACCUCGACACGUCGAAGGACUGUCCAGACUUCAGAGGUUCUAGCUUCCAUGGGCUAUCGCGUAAGGCAGCGAUCGCAGAUGAGCCAGAUGAACCCCGGUGUAUGCGAGAAGAUGUCCGAAGCCAAGAUUCGAGAAGAGUUCCCCGAGGAAGUCAAAAAGCACGAGGUAGAUCCAUACCAUCACCGAUACCCCCGUGCAGAAUCUUACCACGACCUUGCCGUACGCAUGGAGCCCAUCAUUCUCGAGCUUGAGCGCGAAGAAAACGAUCUCCUGAUCAUCGCCCACGAAUCCGUGCUUCGUGUGCUUUACGGGUACCUCAUGGCAUGCAAUGCAGCAGACAUUCCCAAACUCGAGUUUCCCCGUGAUGAGAUUAUCGAGAUCAUACCCUCAUCCUACAACAACGUCGCAAAGCGCAUCAAGAUCCCCGGCCUCCCCGAAUCAAUGGUACCCGGUAGUCCCGAAGAUAUUCAAAUUCCCGUGCCACCAAGUGGCACUGUAAGUCCGCUGUCUGGAGUGGGAACUCCUCCUUCCAACGGCUCUGGCACUGCGACGCCCUCGCAGCCGCAAUAGCAGUAUAGUCUUUAACUCUUGAAUCCAAAGUCACAUGUCAAUUCUUCGUGGUUCAAGAUCCGGCACCGGUGGUAGGCGGCGUUUGGCAAUGAAAGAAUGAGCCAGGAGAGUGACUUUGACUUCGUUUGAGAGGAGGAAACCGAGAAAAAAAUGGAUGUGAGGCAGGCCUUGAUUCGUGGAGGUGGGCUAUAUUCUGACAAUGAUGACAUGAAUGGGUACUUGGCUAUGGUGGCGUUGGGGAUACUUGUGUAGACCUCGUUAGACCUAUACACAUUUUUGGGCAU